UUUUAGUUAAAAAUAAAGAUAUGAUAUUUGCAUUAGUUGCACAUGAAGAUAAUUUGAAUGAAAAGUCUGACAUAGUGGCAUGUGACAUCAGAAAAAUUUGCUUCUCUCAAAUAUUUUUGGGUUUCUCUGUGUUUUUAAUGAUUCUUGUAGAUGGAGGGGCCAAAGAACCUAAUAUUUUUGAAAGAGCAGAGGAAGAGGUUGAAGCAGUGCUGCAGACCGUGAAAACGCAUCACAAUCACCAUAAGGAAACUCAUGGAAUGCGAGUAGACAUUGAUGAAAACACCCCCUUAGGUGAGGUCAAGGCACCUAAUGUGUUUGAACGAGCAAAGGAGGAGAUUGAGGCUCUCGUUGAAGCAAUCCAUGAGAAGGAAGAGUCACAAACUCAUGACAAAAGGGACCAAUCUACAAAGGCAGAAUUGAAUCAUGAGAAGUCAGAAAAAGAUGCGAAGGAACCUAAUCUAAUUGAAAGAGCAAAGGAACAGUUUGAAGCAAUAUUCCACUCCGAGAAGUCACCUCCUCCUCAUCAUCACAAAGAAACUCAUGGAAUGAGCAAUGACAUUGACGCGAGCACCCCACUCAAUGAAGUUAAAGCACCAAAUGUUCUUGAACGAGCCAAAGAAGAAGUUGAAGCCAUACUCGAAACAAUUCAUCCUAGCAAAAAGGAAUGAAGGGAUUAUGUUUCCUCCCUGGAGAAAGACGAGGGAUUCAGACACUGCCUCGGAAUUGGGUUGGAAGAAGUAUGCUUUCCUUGGCGUAGUAAAAAAGAUUAACAUCA
Rubroshorea leprosula is the source of this 775-nucleotide messenger RNA. The record is from the annotation of a GenBank genome assembly. NCBI's taxonomy places the organism in Eukaryota, Viridiplantae, Streptophyta, Magnoliopsida, Malvales, Dipterocarpaceae.